AUGGGUGAUCGCAAACGUCGCUCGACUCGGCCACAGGAGUCAUCAAAAGAAACUGAUGAAGUCGCAGAUGUAGAGUCUGAAAUCAAAUAUAAAUGCACUCACUCCUCCUUUAAAUAGGAAUAAAAUUUCUCAAUGUUUAGGUAAAUUAAUCCCCUUUGAACAAAAUUGUCUUUUUAGCUAAAAUUAUAAUUCAUAUGUGAUACUCAAUUUAAUACCGCUAAAAUUAAAAACUUAACCUAUAAAUAGUUUAAUUUAAAAUGAGGAGUUCAAAAGAAUAGUUUCUUAAACAAAAUUAGCGCUUUAAUUAAUAAAUUUAUAAAAUGUUUUUUUAUGAAAAUUUAAUAUAAUUUUUCCCAAAAAUAAAUUAAUCCUUUUAAAUUGAAACAGAUUUUUUGUUUCGAUUUCAAAAGAACGGAGUCAGCGCCUUGCUAUUAAAGACGGAUCAUCAUUUAAAUUGUGUUACCCUAUUAAUGACGUUCCAAAUUCGUCCCAAUCAUUUCCGGUUAUGUUAUUAGCUGAAGCUAACUCUAAACUUAGGUUCCAAAAUGACAGGGAAAAGAAAAUAAAGGUCUCUGAAAUUAUUGGGCCAGUUACAAUCAAAAAAGAUAUACAUAAAAUGGCCGGAGACGAGCGACCCGUCCUUCCGUGGCGGGUGUCCUUAUGUAUACCGGACAUGGUUUUUGGAUGCGGAGAACUACUCAAGGGAAGAGUUACCCUCGAGGCGAGAGGCCCAGCCCAAUUUUCCGCUGAUUUUGGGACUCAACCCGGGCAGCAGUUUUUUCGCAUUCUUUUUGCCAGUAGCGCCGAGGCCCAGACUCGGUGUCCGAAAGAGGCAGGGUGAGCUACCUGCCUAGGCUACUUGGUGGCUUAGCCCCGAAUCCCGUAAGGGGUUGAGUUCUUUCUUGGAGAUGAUCCGGGAAAGAGGGGAGGGGAAGCUAGACUUGGGGAUCUCAAGGGCACAAGUCUCUCCAGUUAAAAGGGUCCUCUCACGAGGGGAUCUGGCCAACCGGAGGCAAAGACUGGCGUAAUUCGGGGCGGAAGGCUGAGUUGGAAAUGGUGGUGCCCAGCGACAGUCGGCUGACGACUCAAUAUGGCAACCCACUAUCGAGAAACCAGGGGUUUCGGCCUGGGCUCAGAGAACCAGUGAUGGAAGUCCAUCCUUUUCGCUCGUGCCAGCACGGCUCCUCACGGAGCGCGGAGGAAUGCCACGCAUGGAAGUAGGGACUAUAAAUACACAUCUUAAACCUAACCUAACCUAACCUAACCUUACAAUGAAAAAAGAAGGCAAAAUCUUUAAGAUUACCCAAAGAGAUGUUAAUGAAUUGGAAAAAUUAAUUGGAAGUGGAAAGAAAACAGAUAAAAAAGAAGAGGAAAGUGAUCAGGAAGAAGAAAAUGAAGAAUCUGAAGAAGAAAAUGAAGAGGUGGAAGAGGAAGUAGAAGAAAAAAAGCCAGCUAAAAAAUCUCAAAAAUCAAAGCCCAAAAAAGCACCAGCGAAGGCAGUGGUGAAGACCAAGCAGACAAAUAAUAAAAAAGUCAAGGCAAAAGUUGUUGAGGAAGAGGAAGAAGAAGAGGAAGAAGAAGAAAAGGUAAAAAAGCCAGCUAACUCCCUUUAUAUAAAAAUAUGUAUUUAUAUUUGUAAAUUAGAAAGGAACUAUUAGUUUAAACUCUCGAAUUUAUGCUUAAUAUUGCAAAAUGCUUAAAUUUAAUGAAAAAUAGCUAGAGCUCUGAUUAAAAUAAAUAUUAAUUAUUUAAAAAUAAUUUCAUGUUUCUUGUUAAUAUAAUUGCCUGCAGAGUAAGAAAACAAAUAGCAAAAAAGCCAAAGCUAAACCAGUCAAGGAAGAAAAAGAGGAAGAAGAAUCAGAAGAAGAAGAAGAAGAAAAGCCAGCAAAGAAACCCGCACCCAAAGCUAAAGCUAAAAAAGAAGAGAAGAAAACUGAACAAGUUACUCCUAAAAGACCUUUAAGAGACAGAAAAGCAAAAACUCCUCAAAAACCUAUUGAAUCUGAAUCCGACGAAAGCGAAGAAGAAGAAAAGCCGAAGAAAAAAGGUGGAAAAGCUAAAAAAGCUGAAGACGAUGACUUUUCUGAAGAAGACGUUUCACCAAAGAAGCGCCCAUCUAAAGGCAAAUCUGCAGCUGUUUCCAAAAAAGCCAAGAACGAAAAAGGCACUGUUUUCAAAAAAGGUAUCUAUAAUCCAUCAGUAAAAGUUAUCGAUCACACUCAAUGGAAGCACGACCCGUCAAAUGAGCCUAUUUUUGGCAUUUCAAUUCGUUGCAACAAUAAAAAUCUUCACAGAGCCAUCAUAACUAACAAUAAAAAGCUCUUUAAAACCCUUAUGACCUCUACUGACAAAAUCAGCUCUACAAUGGAGCCAUGGGGACCAGAAUACAACAUAAGGCCUAUUGAAUUAGCAAUAAUGACCAACAAUGAAUUUUUCAUAAGGGAAUUAAUUGAAGACUUAAAGGAUCACAAAUUGCAAAGAGCCUAUGCCCCACCUUCAGCUUUAGCACUAGUUGGCACAGGCCACGUAGGAAUUGAAGCUUACGGUGUCAGAACCAGAAUUGUCCAAAUGUCAAGAGGUGGCAGAGAAGGUAACAACGCCUUUUUAGGUGACCAAACUCAAGUAAAUGAUGCCAUUCAUCAGCUGAACCAAGAAGAUUUUAUAAAGAAAAUUUUAAAAUAUCCUGCAACCCCAGACACUUUGAACCUUCUCCAUACACUUUUGCCGAAUUUUGCACAUACUUUAGGAUUGAAUAUCGCUGAAUGUGUGAGGACUGGCAAUGUUGAGCUGUCAAGACACUUGCUAGCAUGGUUUUUCAAGCAAGGCGGCUAUGGGUUUAACAACCUCCAUGAAGAAGUCCUUAAAAAAGGCAGACUUACCCCUUUCAAAAAGCCAUCAAUUACCAAAAAACCUUUAAUGAACUACACAAUUGCCCCAUUACACGUAGCGUGUAUAAAUCCUGACACAAAACACUUAGAAGAAAUACUCGACCAAUGUGAUGAUAUAGGCUACGCCGACAUGGAAGGAAGGAGACCUAUACAUUACGCUGCAGCCUGCACAGCAGCAGGGCCUAUUAAAUUACUGCUAGACCGUGGUGCAAAUCCUAAUGAUAUGGACAAGUUCAAAACCACCCCAUUAAUGGUCGCUGCCAUAAAUAAUCGCUGUGAGCCUGCAAAAGUCUUAAUAGAAAAAGGUGUCAAUAUUCAGCUAAAAGACAGAAAAGGAAUGGCUGCCAUUCAUUAUGCAGCCCAAAACGGGAAUUUAGAAGUCCUCAAACUUCUGCUCAAAAAUGGGGGAAAUCUAGACCAUCCUGGGACUGACAGAAAAACUCCAUUAAUGUUUGCGGCGAUAAAUGGUCAUUUUAACUGUGUAGAAGAGCUAUUAGACCAAGGGGCAAAACCAUUGAGAAGAGACAAAUGUAGAAGAACUGCAUUGACUUGGGCUGUGAAAAAUGGCCACGCAAGGGUUGUAAGCUUGCUAUUAGAAAGAGGAUCUGAUUAUAAUGACCCAGAUUCUUCUAAAAACUAUCCUCUUCAUUAUGCGGCUGCUUAUGGAUGGAUUGAAUGCAUUGAUCUGCUUAUACAAGCUGGAGCCAAUAUUAAUGUAGAAAAUGAUUGGAGACUGCAGCCUUUACUUGUAGCUUUGUUAAAAGGCCAAACGGGAUGUGUGGAUAGGCUUCUAAAAGAACCAGGAAUUGAUGUUAACUGUAAGGAUGCGAUCAUAAAAUAUGGCUGCAUUUUUCUGUUGACGAAAAAGCAUGGCUUGACCUAGCGAAUUUAUCUGCUAGAUAAUAAGCAAAAGCUUAAUGUAGUUCUUGGUAUCUAUCCUAAAGAAAUUGAAUUUUAUAGAAGUAUGCCAACAACCCCAGAUAGUGUAAGGUGACAGAUCCAAGCUGGCUUACUCGAGAGCUGGGAGUUUGCGAGAAUCUGAAAACCCAAAGCAAAAUGCCAGAAGUAUCUAAUACUAGUAGGUAGGAAACAUUGAAGCAAGGAUAGAAGCCCAGAGCAGAAAAUGUGGCAUUAAACCUCAAACUAAUUUAUUUAAUUCAUGUAAGGAUGAAAGUGGCAGAACUUUGCUGUCCCAAGCCAUUGAAAUGCUUUCUGUUGAAACUUUGGAGCAAAUUAAGUACCUCUUGGAUGUAAAAAACGCAGACCCUAAUAUUGGGGACAUACAAAACAUGAGACCCUUACACCACUUGUGCAACAGACCAAAACCAGUAUGCCAGAACAAUGAGCUAAAGCCUGAACAAAAAGCAGAGUGGGAAGAAAAUGCAUGGAAAUGGCAAAUCCAAGCCCUAGAGCUCAUAGUAAAUGGAGGAGCUGAUUUAAAUGCAAUAUCUAAAGACGGCCUUACACCUAUCUUUUAUGCACUCGCCAAUAACAAUAUAAGGAUUGUACAAGCACUUAUGGACAAAGGCGCAAACUUAACAAUUUCUAGCCCUGAUGGUGGCGGAGUGUUCCAUGCCAUCGCCAAUUUAGACCCUCAAUUCUUACUCCCUCUGUGAGCGAACAAAAAAAUCUUGUUGUUCGCUCACGGAGGGGGAUUAUUUUUAUUUUAAAAAAAAUUAUAUAGAAAUUUUUUUUUCUUCAAAAUUUUAAAAAAUUCCACUUCGCAAUAAUUGGUAAGCAAAUAUUAAUUUAAUUUGUAAAAUUUAUGUUUAAAAAACACGAUUUGUUUAAAAUUAACAGAAUUAGCUCGAGAUUUCAUUAUACUAAUUAUGACUUAUAUAUCAAAUUUUUUUCAUAAAAAUUUUUUCAAUUAAAAUAAUUUUUGUUCACUCACGAAAGGUGGUGGGUUUUUGGACAAAAAUAGAGAUUUUCUAAUGGUUUUAUUCGCUCAGAAGGGGGAGUUAGAUAUUUUCCACUAUUUGCUAUCAAUUCCUGACGUCGUCACUUCCUCUCUCAAUAUUCUUGACAGUGAAGGCCUUACUCCUUUCUUAAAACUCGUAAAUUUAUUUGGCUCUACUGCUCAUACCAUAAAGCAACAGAUUUGUGAAGAAGAAAAAGCAAAAAUGAUAGCAAAAAGGAUAGCUGAAAAAAAGAAAGAAAAAGAUGCAAUGGAAAUUGAUGGAGAAAAAAAUGAAGAAGAUUAGAUAAGAUUAAUUCUAGCAGGUCACUAGGGUUUAUUUUAGCCCCUACCCCUCAAUGAAUUAGCUUCGCGUUAGGUGGGCGCUAUACCUAACUCAAAUUAACUCCCUUUUUAUCUCGGUGUAGGAAAAAUAUGGUGACUUAAACAGUUUGGGAGACUCUUCCGUUCAGGUCUUGAUCCUUGGCCAAAGACUGCAUACGCUCAGCAGAGCUUGACGUAUUGUGCAGGCUAAAGAUUGCUCUAUAAGAAGUACUGAAGAAUGCUGCGCCUGGUCUAUCAUCAGUGGUCGAGAAAAAAAGGUCUAGCUCCAAAAAGCAAACCUAAAAGAACUACCGCCCAUUGUCUCCCCUGGCCUGCAUCAGUCCUCAGAUACCGAGGGCCUAGCUCCGCUUGCCAUUUUAAUAAUUUUAUGAAGAAGGAGAAGAAGGAGAAGAAGGUGAAGAAGGCGAAGAGGAAGACUAUGAUGAAAGCAACGAUGAAACUUCUAAUAGUGAAGAAGACAAGCAGCCUCCAAAUGGAAAUGCAUUCCAAGAAUACUUAGAUUCAGUGAGCGACGCAGGAGUUGACGUUGCUGAGCUUGCAAAGCUGACUGAGGAAAGAUUUAAUGUUAUUGUAGAAAAAGUGGUAAAAGUGCUUGAAGAUAUGGUCAAUCAUGGGGCAAACCAGCAUGCAACAGUUGAAAAGCUAAAAAAAUACAGAGACGACCCGAACCUUAUAUAUGCUGAAGAAAAAGAACUAGCAAGCCAAGUCAAUACUAGCCAAGGAAAUCCUGUGUUUUCUCAUAUUGAUGAGUAUGGAACCCAUAUAUACACUAACCCAGCAGAAAAAAAGGUCUUUAUAAUUGAUUUAGAUGGAACCAAAAAAUAUAUUGAAUAUGGAGAAAAAGGACAGAGAAACGCUGUGCAUUUAUUAGCAGGGAACUGCCAACUGCCAAUAUUAGAAUACCUUAUUUCUCAGUCAGUAGACCUAAACUCCAGAGAUUUCUAUGGAGACACCCCAUUACUUCUGUUUUGCAAACACCAAGACAGCCUUGACUCAGUCAAGAAGUUACUAGAAAGCAAAGCUGACCCAAACAUUUUUAAUGCUUCUAACGAAAGUCCUGUCUAUUUUGCAGUCCAUACCAAAAAUGAGUCAACAACUGACCUUCUGCUUAAAAGUGGCGCAAUAACUGAAGUUUUGACCAAAGAAGGCGAGUCUCCGCUAAAUUUAGCAGUCAAAAACAAAGAUAUGAGGAUCAUUAAAAGACUUUGUGAAGCAAAAUGCGAUAUAAAUUUCCCUGAUAUUAAAGGAAGAACUGCUCUGCAUAUAGCAUUUAAUCAGGCUGAUGUGUCAGCAGACGCAUCUUUUGAUUUAGAGUCGAUUUUAUUGAGAUUUGGAGCUGAUAUUAAUGCGGUGGAUAUUAGAAAUAGGACUCCUUUACAUUAUGCGUUCGUAAAAAUUGGGAAAUCUGAUGAUGUGGAACAAAUAGAUCCAAUCGAAACGGUUAGUUCUGCAUGCUCUAGAGCUGAAAUUAACGUAAAUAUUCAAGAUAAAUGGAAAAAGACACCUAUUCAUUAUGCAGCACAACGAGGAGCGCUGACUUCUACUAUGUUUAUGCUGACUAAAGGAGCCCAAUUAUUCUUUUUUUUAUGAAAAUUAAUUAUUUUUUUUUAUUAUUAAAAAAUCCUUGUUUAUUAUAUAGAGAAUAGAUCUUGAAGAUGAAGAUGGAAACACGGCCCUUGCUUUAGCCUUAAGAUAUGGCCACACCAAUUAUGCCAUUAUGCUUAUCCAAAAAGGCGCCGACGUCAAUAAAACAGUCAAAGUUAACCCUCCGAAAGAAAAAAAGAAUAAAAAAGUUGCAAACUACAAUCGCUAUAACUAUUACAAUUACCAACAAGAACGAAGCGUUCUUAAAGAAGGGAAAAGGAUUAGGAUUAUUAUAAGUCAGGCGUUAGCCAUAUUGGUGACGCAGUCAGGAAAUUCUACCGAUUUUAAACACCAGCCUAGUGGAGGCUUCUCCUGAAGAUGGAUGCCACUUCCGGUACUUUCUCUCCUCCUUGCGGCUUCAGUCUUGAGUUGGCGGUUUAUGGAUUUCUGCGCACUGCUACGGGCUAUUGAAGUAGCUUGAUUCCAAGCAUUAGCUACUUGGAGUCUGUCGAGUGCCGAAGUGCCUUCCUUCGGAAGCUACAGGAAAAAGACUACUCUCCUGUGGCCUGUGCCGAAAGCCCCAGUUUCUUGGUAGAGAAAUGCCCAUAGGUUAUCGAAUCCAAAGGACGUUGUUGAGCGCCUCCAUUUCCGGCCAUAAGAAAGCAGCAAAACAUAACCCGGAUACACAUCUCUUGAGCUUGAACUUAACUCUCCGCUUAAAAUCCGUAAUUCGCAGUAGCCAUAAGGUCUGGACUGUUGCGCAAUGAGGGCUUGUCGGCAAGUGUCGCCAUUUUAUUGUAUAUCUUAAAGAAGGGACUUAUUCAAUGUUCAGAGCUGCAAUAAUACAAGAAUGGCAAGGAGCUGCUUAUUUAAUGCUUUAUAAUGGCUAUCCUUAUAUGCUAGCUAUGCAAGAUGCUAUGUACGAAAUGAAAUUCCAAUUGGUCAAAACACUGCUGGCAAAGGUCGCUGAUGAUUCUGUUAUAAGACAAACUAACCAUGAGCAGCAAAACCUAUUCCAUACUCUAGCACAAAAAGGAGCUACUGCAGCCCAAGCUAUUACAAAUAUUAUCUGCGAGCAGUUUUAUGAUAGGAUGAUAGAUUUACAUGCUGUCGAUAUUUAUGGAAAAACACCGUUGCAUUAUGCAGCUGAUACAGGGUAUUAUUAUCUCUGUGAGUAUUUAUUGAAUAAAGGAGCUAAUGCAAGCUUGCCAGAUAAUAAAGGAAUAAUCCCACUUGCAUAUGCGAUUCAAGGAGAUAAAAUUAAAUCAGCGAAAAAUAUUUUAGAGACAUUUAAGCAGCAUGGAGCUUCUCUUUCAUUUAUGUUUGAAGAAGAAAACAUUCAGUUGACGCCACUUUUGCAUGCAAUUUCUAACUCUUUGUUAUUUUUUAUUUAAAAAUAAUUUUUAUUGAAAAAUUGUAAAAAAAUAGAUAAUAAUGAGGUAAGAAAUCGGCACCUGAUUUAAUUAAAACAUUACUUGAUAGCGGCUGCUCUCUUAAUGAAGCUGAUAGUUUAGGAAGAAAUGCGAUUACUUAUGCAGUUAUCAAUAAUGAUCUCAAAAUGCUUUCAGCUUUAAUUAAAGAAGGCUCUUUAGAUAUCAACCAAUGUGACAAUAGAGGAAGAAACGCUGUGUUCUAUGCAAUUCAGCCAUUUGAUUUUGCUUCAUAUGAAAAUACUGAAAUUUUAGAGCUCCUUAUAACCUCAGGAAUUGAUGUAAAAAAGCCUGACAACGACGGAAAAACUCCUUACUAUUUAGCAGCUUUACAAAAAUCAGGGAAAAUGAAAGAGGUUUUAUUCGUUUUUAAAAUAAUUAACACCUUUAGGAUUUUUAUAGAAAACCUGCUAAAUUUAUAUAAAAAAAUGCAUAGAAAAGCAUGGAGUAACUGAAGACGUCCAAAUCGAAAGAAAAUUGUCUGCAUAUGAAGCUGAUAUGGAAAUUGAUUUUAAUAAAGACGCAGAAGACUUUAUCAACGCUCAAGCUCAGCUCCAAAGAGAAGAAAUUUUUGAGAAAAAACCUGACGAAAACGCUCCUCAGAAUUAUGAAGUUGUCGACGAUUAUGAUUUAUUAAUGACCAAAGUUGAUGUCUCAUAUGGACCUUUUUCUGCUUAUUUAUUCUAUAGAAUGCAGCUAUUGCACGACUCAAAUAGAGACGUAUAUGUUCUUUUCACCAGAUGGGGAAGAAUAGGAGAAGUCGGCGCUUUCCAACAAACACCAUUUGCAAGCCGCGAAGAGGCUGAAAACGAAUUUAAGAAAAUUUUCAAGUCAAAAUCAGGAAAUGAAUGGGGUGCAAACUUCAAAAGAGUUCCAGGAAAAUAUGUAAAAAUGGAAAUUUCUUAUAAAAAAGUCAGCCACAGAGACUUUAUCACAGACUUUGACUUAGAAAAUGCCCCGGUAAGCAAUUUAAAUGAGCCUUUAGUCAAAGCAGCUAAAGCAUUUACUAAAAAUUCUUUAUACAGAGCUGUGUUAUCAAACAACCAAAUUGAUAUUGACGUCCUUAAUUUUUCUUCUCUAACAGCAGAAAAGCUAGAAGAAGCUGAAGAAAUAAUAUUUACCAUUGCAGAAUACAGCACUAAAUUAACUAAAAGCCAAGACACUAAUGCAAAUCUGAGGUAUAAACAAGAAAUUUCAGACUUAUCUAGCAGGUUUUACGAGAUUGUCCCAAGCCUCCAGUUCUUACAUUCGCCUGUGCAACCAAUUCAGAAUCAAUAUGAUGUGACUAAUAAGCUGAAUCUUAUUGAAGCGUUACGAAAUAUGGAAGUAGCCAGCAAAAUUCUGCUUGGCGCCUUAAAGAACCAAACCACCACAAAUCCAUUGGACUAUACCAUAAAGUGUCUUGAUACCAAUUUUGCAGUCUUGGAAAAAGAAAACCCUGAAUACCAAAUUAUUAAUAAAUAUAUUGCGUCUGGAGGCCAAGAUGAGCAAGAAAUCUUAUUCUAUCAUGCCAAAUAAAAAUUACUCAAUAGUUAGCCAUUAUUCUAUUUUUUUAUAAAACAAAAAAUAUUUACAAAAAUAAAAAUUUUUAUUUAUUAUGGAGAAGCAUAGGACUUUUCAAAAUUAACAGAAAAGGUGAAGCAGAAGCUAUAGCGAAAUAUGACGACGUAAGAAACAGAAAAUUGCUAUGGCACGGCACUCCUUCAUAUAACAUUAUUGGGAUUUUAAGAAGAGGGCUAAGGAUUUUGCCUCCAGAAUGUCCUAUGUAUGGAAGCAUGUUUGGGACUGGGCUUUAUUUUGCUGAUAAGUUCUGCAAAAGUCAAGGAUAUUGUUCAGGAGAAUAUGGAAUUGACGAUGGCAGCUAUUUUAUGCUUUUGUGUGAAGUUGUAGUUGGGGACUCUAUGGAGUGCUGGGAAGCUCAGCAAGUCGAAAAACUACCAAAGAAAUUCUUAUCUGCGCAAGGGAUGGGAAGGGAAAUUCCAAACCCUGAUGAAAGUAUUUAUACAAAUUUAAAUAAAUAGAAGAUUUUCGAUUAUUUAGUUUUUAUAUUAAAAUAAGUAUUGCAAAUAAUAAAUAGGUAAAUUAUUAUUGUAAAUAGUAAUAUUUGGCAAAUGGAGUAGAAAUUCCGCUUGGAGCUACGAAAAUUAGAGAACCUCCAAAAGGAAAAUACUGUCCUGUGAAUUAUAAUGAGUUUGUGGUUUACAAUGCAGAUCAGGUAAGGAUCCGCUAUUUAUUGCAUCUUAAAGCUAAAACAGCAUAA
Blepharisma stoltei is the source of this 10404-nucleotide messenger RNA. NCBI's taxonomy places the organism in Eukaryota, Ciliophora, Heterotrichea, Heterotrichida, Blepharismidae. The record is from the annotation of a GenBank genome assembly.